Cladocopium goreaui is the source of this 609-nucleotide messenger RNA. Lineage: Eukaryota; Dinophyceae; Suessiales; Symbiodiniaceae. The record is from the annotation of a GenBank genome assembly.
AUGGGUGAAAAAAGGCGUACGGCCCUGGCGGGACAGGUAUCCAUGGGCUCUAGUGCCGAGGUGCUGGAUGAUGGGUACACCGGGUCGAAAGAUACCAAGAUCAACCUGCAGAGCAAUUCGCUCUUCUCCUCUGCCACCAACUGCAUUGUCUGGUCUCUGCCUAUGUCGCAGUUGACUUAUUUGGUGUAUUUGAUCGAACUCCUGAAGUUCUGUGAUGAUUUGAAGAACAUCCCGGAACGUGUGGCCUUCUUGGUGAUGACCAAGGGCGUCAUGGCGCGUCACACGGGUGAGAUGGUGCCGUCUCAGUGUACCGGUGCUCUGGGCACCACGGUCUGGGCAGUCUGCCGCACGAUUCGCCUGGAAAGUCCCAAGCUCUUGGUGUGCACCGUGGACAUGCCGUCCAGCGCAGAUGUGCAUGAGAUGACCGAUUGCAUCCGGGCAGCACAACUCGAUCCAGGCCCAAGGAAUGAAAUUUCCUUCAUCAUCGACCGAACCAAUCAGCUAGGCAAGCGGCCCUACUGAUUCUGAUGUCUUGCUUCCGACAUAAAUUUCCGCGAGAUGAAAAAGGGUGGGUCGUGGGGACCAAAUACUACAGGAGGUGACUGGUCC